UUCUGGGUUCGUUUGGCAUUCCUCGAUCGCGGAACGACGACCGGCAAUCGUGACUCCUCACCAAGAUGGCGCCGCGCAUCUAGCGGUCGAGUGUGUCUUUCGUCCAUUUUCUCCGAUCGGCUUCGCUUCGGGCUCGUUUGUUCCAAAGUUCGCAAAUUCAAACCAAAGUCAUGUUGUCGAAUAUAACCCUGAGGACCAUUCUACUAAGGUCUUCGGUGGUCGCUUUGAGGGAAAGCGCCGCGGCACCCCCGCGGACUGGCUGCUCGGCGUCGCUUUCGCCACACAAAGUCAGCGGCGGUAAGAAAGUCAACACGGAGACGCUCAUUAACCCGAUGAUGCUAAAAGAUGGCCGCUGGUCGCGGCCAAGUGCGCAUGCGCGGACGACACGCAGAGCUCUCACGAUGAGAAACUGCAACCGCGAAUGUUUGUGGGUUUUGAAUAUGAUUAUUAGUCACAAGUCUCCAUAUUUUACGUUUCGUAAUAAAAUGCCGAUGAUCGUGCUGACGUGCAUUUCAAAAGGAAGCGUCGGCCCUCCAGCGCCGGUCCGACAUUAUGCUCGUCUUUCAAAGACGAAGGAGGCAGGUCCCGAGAGCCAACUCGCCGACCUCCCCUCGACCUCGCUGAAGAUGGAUUACGCCGCCGUACCGCUCGCUCAAACGACGGACGACGUUGUCAAAAGACUUCUUUCGCUGGAGUUGGCAAGUCACAGUGAAAAGCUGGCGCUAAAAAAGGAGCAGCUGAUCGCCAAGGUGCAACGAGACGAAGGCGACCGCAAUUCGGUGGAAGUUCGAGUGGCCAUUUUGACGGCAAGGAUCCGCAACUUUCAGGAGCACUUGCUCAAACAUCACAAGGUGAGCCGAGAGAACUCUCAUAUGAGGCGCCGAAAAGGUUUUUUGUCAGACCUUGAACGGAUCGACGCGUUUCCUUCCUGUUGCGUCAGACGCACGCAGGAUAUCCUGCGAUCGUCGCACCUUCACGCGAGGCGGUCGGAAAAUUUCCAGUUCUCAACGCGGAUUAAAAUCCGUAAAUAUCUGCUGGGCAUCACCUACACCUUCCCGCCGGAGUACUACAGGAGGGCCACGCGACGCUGGCUGGCCAAAAAGGCCUUCUGCCUCAAGGUCUUCAAAGAGGUGCAGAAGCAGAAAGCCGAGCAGAAGCUGAAACUGCAACCGCACCAAAGCGCCGAGGCGGCCCAGGCGCCAACUGCCAGUCGGUAGAUGCCGGACGGAGCUCAUGCCGGUCAACGGCAACAUUUUUUUCUUUUUUUUUCUUCCGGGACACCUGUGUGUGUCCAGCCUACGGCCCCGGGGGCCAUUUGCGGCCCACUCUCCAUCUUUUGGGGGCAGCCCAUCACGUGGAUGCUUAAAGCCACACUUGAAUAAAUGGCCGACAAUUUUGCAGGCUCUCACCGCAUGGCGGAAUCGUGAGGGUGUGUCGGCACUUAAAUGUCCAUCCAUUUUCUACUCGGCUCAUUAACUCGGCAACACAAUAAAACGAGUCAUCGGCAU
This is a messenger RNA of Hippocampus comes (tiger tail seahorse), 1508 nucleotides long. It is a transcript of the gene mrps15, whose product is annotated as mitochondrial ribosomal protein S15. Lineage: Eukaryota; Metazoa; Chordata; Actinopteri; Syngnathiformes; Syngnathidae. Gene Ontology annotation, cellular component: ribosome; mitochondrial small ribosomal subunit. The coding region runs from base 171 to 1217 and encodes 348 amino acids. The transcript is spliced from 10 exons. Gene Ontology annotation, molecular function: structural constituent of ribosome; RNA binding. The record is from RefSeq and is a predicted model, not a curated record. Gene Ontology annotation, biological process: mitochondrial translation.